CUUUGGUGUCAUUAUUGUCAUUUUUUUUCUCUGAAAGUCAGAGCGUGGUGUGGAAUUUUCCAGGCAUUUUUCUUGCAUUAAGAGGUGCUUUAGGUCCGCGAUGGCAGCUGCAAAGGCCCAGAAUCAGCGCCGUCGGCCGCCGCAGAAGCAGAGGAACAAUGUGCAGAAGUUCAAGCAGGGCGUGCAGAAGCGCGUCAUGCGACCCAACAUGGGUGGCGUCGCCAUGUUUAGCAACUACAAUGCCAACCAAAUGAUGGACAAUCCCGGAUACAUGGACUUCAACGAGCCCGCCAUCCGGCCGCCGAUGGGCGGCGGCGGCCAGCCGGGCGGCAUGUCGAAGGUGCAGGGCAAGCUGGGCGGCGUCUCGGGCGGAAUGAUGCAGCGCAAGCAGAACCAGCGGCCGAUGGGGCAGAAUCAGCAGCCGCAGCGGCGGCGCCAGCAGAUGCCGCUGCAGCGUCCGCAGGGCGGCGGCCAGAUGGGCGGCGGGGGCGGCAGCAUGGGCGGCGGAGGGGGCGGCGGCGGCUGGGGCAAUCAGCAGCCGCGCAUGCCGCCAGCGACGCCGCCCAGCAUGAAUCAGCGUCCCGGGCCGCCGGGCCCGCCCUUCCGCGGCGGCCCCAUGCCGCCCCGCAUGCACCCCCACCCCAUGGGCCCCAACAUGCCGCCCUUCCAUCCGCCGCCCAUGAACGGGCGCUUCAUGGGCUUCGGCCCGCGGCCCGGACCGCCGAUGCCGCCGCCAAUGGGCCAGUGGCCGCCCAUGCCAGGAAUGCCUCGACCCAUGCCCGGCGGCAUGGGCCCGCCGCGCCCCCUGAUGGGCGGCGGCGGCCGCCCCAACGCCGGCAACGUGGGCGGCAAUCGCAUGCGGCGGCAGCAGAAUGCCAACCAGAAGACGCAGCGCAAGCCAACCAAAGCCAAGGGCAAGAUGAAGCCCGGCAUCACGAAAAAGCCCAACAACCAGCCACAGAAUCAGUACCCGCUGGAGGAGCCGUGGGUGACGCAGGAGAUCCGCGACCAGCACCAGAAGAAGCAGGAUCUGCAGAAUCAGCUGAAGGGGAAUCGCAAUGACGAGUUGUUCGCGUGUUUCAAGACUGAGCGCGACAAGUUCGUGGCGCUCUACGAUGCCGCCAAGGCGGAGUACAGCAAGAACAAGAGCAGCCAGGAGAAAAUUGUUGAGAAAACAUUGGUCGAGUCGGACAAUGCCAAUGGCACAGAUGCUGAAUCGAAGCCAAAUGGCGAGUAGAGUCAGAGUGAAAAACUCAAUAGUUUUUCCAUGCAUCUCUCUCUCUCUCUCUCUCUUGUGUGUGUGUGUUUUGCAUAAAAUCACACAGUUUGCAACAAAAAAAGAAAACAGCCAAGAAUUAAGAACAGCCGAGAGAGCUUGAAUGAGCUGUGGAAACAUGAGAGAGACACACUGAGAACAGGAUUUUUUCUCUCACUUUUUUAGUUCUCUUAUCGGAUCAACCCCCGAAAAAAGGAGGAACAAAAGACCGAUAAAUUUAACAAUAAUCCGCAAUUAUGUAAGACAUUAAUUUGCCUCUUUUUCUUAUCUUUGUAAUGUUAAAUGAACGUAGUUUACAACAUAAAAAAAAUUCAUGUCUUUCAACAAAUUCAUAUGCUACAAAUGUUUGCAAAAUGGAGAGAAAUCUCACAGAAUAUUUGUGGAAAAAAUAUUAAAACUUAAAUAACUUGUGUGUAAAUUCUUUCAAAAUGACUUUCAAUUUUUGAAACAUGAAAAUUAUUACCAAUUGUAUUAAAUAAAUUGAGAUUUUCUCAUGAAAAAAUCUUUUUUUUUGCUUUUGAAAAACCAAGUAAAAGUUUUUAUACCUCAAGAAAAAGUUGAUAAAAGAUUAAUUUGCCGAGGUUCAUAAAAAAACACACACAAUUUUUGUGUCGAUCUUUUGAAAGUGAAUAAAAGGAACUUUUACUGGAUUUAAAUAACAUUAAAAG
Messenger RNA from Phlebotomus argentipes, 1944 nucleotides. Its product is annotated as DNA-binding protein K10-like. The coding region runs from base 101 to 1237 and encodes 378 amino acids. NCBI's taxonomy places the organism in Eukaryota, Metazoa, Arthropoda, Insecta, Diptera, Psychodidae. The record is from RefSeq and is a predicted model, not a curated record. The transcript has 2 exons.